Pectinophora gossypiella (pink bollworm) is the source of this 1870-nucleotide messenger RNA. RefSeq names its product protein jagunal (gene jagn). Bases 158 to 751 code for a protein of 197 amino acids. Gene Ontology annotation, cellular component: endoplasmic reticulum membrane. Gene Ontology annotation, biological process: vesicle-mediated transport; endoplasmic reticulum organization. The transcript is spliced from 4 exons. NCBI's taxonomy places the organism in Eukaryota, Metazoa, Arthropoda, Insecta, Lepidoptera, Gelechiidae. The record is from RefSeq and is a predicted model, not a curated record.
CUUGCACUCUUUCGUACGUUUGGCAUGUGGAGUUACCGUGAUGGUUUGAUGAAAAAUAUAACGAAUUGAAUAGAAAUCACAAAUAAUGUCAUUUGAGUGACUACCUAUAAUAUAAAAUAGUUUUAUUAUUCUUUGGUCGAAAGGCUUAAGUUAAAAAAUGUCUUCGCGAGGAGUUAUGGUAACGGGGACGAAUGGAGCCGACUUUGAGCACAGGGAGAAAAUAGCAGCUCAAUAUCAAAUAAGUGCUCUGAACAAGUCCAGGCUGAAGUACUGCAUAUUUUUUCAUCACAUGCUCUUCUUGGUGAUGCUUGCGAAGCUCUCUGCUGACAUAUUGGACAAACUCGACAUAUUUAUCUUGGAAAUUGAAGAACUGCAAAUUCCACAGCCUCUCUGGUGGGAGUACAUAUGGUGUCUUUCGCUACUUCUCUCCUUCCUUGGACUAUCUGCAAUUAAACGUAACAAUAUCCGCUACCUUCGAAGAUACAUGUACGGGAUCACUGCUCUAGGCUUUGGUCCUCUUCUGUACUGCGUUCUCUACUACUGCGGUGAUGUCUGGAGGUACCUGUCGAAGGACGAAGAAGAAGACGACAGUUCUGAAGUUGAGAUUGAAUUGUGGCAGGGUUACCCUUAUGGCCUGCUGUGGUACGCGUACGUGCUGCUAGCGUCGCAAGUACACUUCUUCCAACUUUACUUCUCGUACAACCUGCUCAAGGCGUGGCGGGCACGGGGCGCGCUCAGGAAAGCCGAAUAAACGUAACUCGAUGGUUCUACCUUAUUUAUUAGAUUCCACAUUCGACAGCUAUACGUAUCAAUUUCUCAAAUGACACAAAAUGUUCACAUGCCUUAGCGAAUCUAGUAAUAAUGUCAUCAUAAUAAAAUCGACUAUUCACACGUAUGAAGUGCACAGGGUUUUUUACACAUGAUUAAAUGACAUCACUCAUUAUGAAUCUGGUGAAUGGGGAAUGUGACGAAUAAGGAGUACGGUGUACUAUUCAUAAUUGUUAAUUUUGGUUUGACAAUGGUUUCUUUUCUCUGUUAAAAUUGUAUUCUAAUUAAUUCAUACGUGGACAGCCGGGAUCGAGAUACAUUUAAUUUUGUCACUGCCACUUUGUAUGUAUGGUCGACGAGUAUAAAAUCGAAAUGUUGCAAUAGCUCGGAACCUAUUCGUACUUUUAUUAUUGAACGGUAUUGCAGAUGCACUAAAGUACAUUCAGUGUAAGAUACAUUCACUAAUAACUGCCAGUUUAAGCAAUUGUCAAAUAAAAGGAAGUAUAUCCAUCAAAUAUAUAACUUAAAUUUGGUUUACUUGAAAAGACAUUCAAGUUUAACACUUGAUUCCAUAUCAACUGUGGAGUUUAAACUUGUUUACUUAGUUUAUCAAUAUUUAUGCGUUUAUGUCAAUUGAACAGCUCUCUUAGGUUUUCAAUUAUACUUAUCGUUUUUAAAAUCUGUAAUUUGUCUUGAUGUCUUUUUAUAAAAACAUAUUUUAGAAUAUCUAUAAAUGUGAUAGCAGUAGGUGUCUAAGCACAAAUGCCAUUUUAAUCAAUCAAAUGUGGUUAAUUUUUACAAGACAAACCAUUUUGUUGUCAAAAAUAUUUAUCGAAAUGUCUGAGACCCCAGAGGUAAAUGUUAAUGACAUUUUAAAUAAUUUUAACGAAGUUUUAUAUACACGUAUGCCUAAGCGAGUUGAAUCAUACAGGUGUCAUAAUAUCAUAUGUUCAAAUGCGGGCGUAUUAUGGCAAAUAUAAUAUUGUAAAUAAAUUAAAUUAUUAUCUUCUAUUGUCCAGUUUAAGGGUGUUAAGAGUUUGUUUUGUUUGAAGUUGUCCCUAAAGCACUUGUUUUAUAUUAAUAAAAUAUUUUUAAAAUAUUU